This is a messenger RNA of Myotis myotis, 2814 nucleotides long. RefSeq names its product fibrous sheath CABYR binding protein (gene FSCB). The transcript has 4 exons. The record is from RefSeq and is a predicted model, not a curated record. Lineage: Eukaryota; Metazoa; Chordata; Mammalia; Chiroptera; Vespertilionidae. Gene Ontology annotation, cellular component: sperm principal piece; sperm fibrous sheath. The coding region runs from base 1 to 2814 and encodes 937 amino acids. Gene Ontology annotation, molecular function: calcium ion binding. Gene Ontology annotation, biological process: negative regulation of protein sumoylation.
AUGGAAGGAAGUGAUGAACCUGAUCAGCCUAUCUCAGCAGGGAGGCAAGAAAUUCGAAAGAAAAGAAGACCUAGCCAACCAAUGGUAGACAAAUCCCAACAGACUGACAUAUCAGAGAUAAAAUGUCUCUUGCCUAUACCACAACCCUGUGGCCCCAAAGCUAACCUUAAUAUUAGUAAUAUUCCUGAAAGCAGAGUCAACUAUGAGUCUCUUAGAUUAUCUUCUCAGCUUCAGCAAACUUGGACAAAGAGAAAGCGUGGGCAAGAUAAGGUUGAUAAAUGUUUGCAGACAGACAUUAUUCCUGAAGAGAUAAAGGAACCCAAGCCAGGUGAUGCCACAGUGGUACCUAAAGAAAAACCAGCGGCUGUUGGAGAAGCAGCUGCUGAGUUUCCAGAGAGUGUUCAUGGAGCAGAAAUUCCAUCAAGCAAACACUCAGGUCAACAAAAAUUAGAUGGAUCUGAUCAAACCACUCAUACUGGAGAUGAAGACAAAGAACAGAAGAGCUUUGGUGAAACGAAAAUAGUUACUGGCAGGCCAAGUAGUUCUUUUUCAAAGUCAAAUGAUGCUGUGCAGAAACGUAAAUCCUCAGGGAAGACUUUAAUUACUGAGCAUCCUGAAUUUCAACCUGCAACAAGUAGCAAUGAGGAAAUUAGGAAGAAAAGUACCAACAGAUCUUCAUUUAGUCAACAGAUCAAAGAAGACACUCCAAUACUUUUAUAUGAGCAUGACUAUGUAGUUGAAGUAAGGCCUGCAACAGUAGAAAAGAUCUCUGCUGAAGUGCAAUCUCCACCAGCUGAGGAGGCCGCUGCAGAAGAGGCCCCAGUGAAAAUUGAGUCUCCACGAGCUGAGAGGGCCCCUGCAGAAAAGGCCCCAGUGAAAGUUAAGUCUCCACCAACUGAGAAGUUUCCUGCAGAAGAGACCCCAGUGAAAGUUAAAUCUCCACCAGCUGAGAAGGUUCCUGCAGAAGAGGCACCAGUGAAAAUUAAGUCUCCACCAGCUGAGAAGGUCCCUGCAGAAGAGGCCCCAGUGAAAGUUAAGUCUCCACCAGCUGAGAAGGUCUCUGCAGAAGAGGCCCCAGUGAAAGUUAAGUCUCCAUCAGCUGAGAAGGCCUCUGCAGAAGAGGCCAAAGUGAAAGUUAAGUCUCCACCAGUUGAGAAGGUCUCUGCGGAAGAGGCCCCAGUGAAAGUUAAGUCUCCACCAGCUGAGAAGGUUCCUGCAGAAGAGGCACCAGUGAAAAUUAAGUCUCCACCAGCUGAGAAGGUCUCUGCGGAAGAGGCCAAAGUGAAAGUUAAGUCUCCAACAGUUGAGAAGGUCUCUGCAGAAGAGGCCCCAGUGAAAGUUAAGUCUCCACCAGCAGAGAAGGUCUCUGCGGAAGAGGCCCCAGUGAAAGUUAAGUCUCCACCAGCAGAGAAGGUCUCUGCGGAAGAGGCCCCAGUGAAAGUUAAGUCUCCACCAGCAGAGAAGGUCUCUGCGGAAGAGGCCCCAGUCUCUGCGGAAGAGGCCCCAGUGAAAGUUAAGUCUCCACCAGCAGAGAAGGUCUCUGCGGAAGAGGCCCCAGUGAAAGUGAAGUCUCCACCAGCUGAGAAGGUCUCAGCAGAAGAGGCCCCAGUGAAAGUUAAGUCUCCACCAGCUGAGAAGGUCUCUGAGGAAGAGGCCCCAGUGAAAGUUAAGUCUCCACCAGCUGAGAAGGUCUCUGAGGAAGAGGCCCCAGUGAAAGUUAAGUCUCCACCAGCUGAGAAGGUCUCUGCAGAAGAGGCACCAGAAGAGGCCUCAGUGAAAGUUAAGUCUCCACCAGCUGAGAAGGCCUCUGCAGAAGAUGCCCCGGUGAAAGUUAAGUCUCCACCAGCUGAGGUGGCCUCUGUGGAAGAGGCCCCAUCUCCACCAGCUGAAGCGGCCUCUGUAGAAGAGGCCCUUGUGAAAGUUAAGUCUCCAUCAGCUGAGGCGGCCUCUGCAGAAGAGGCCCCAGUGAAAGUUAAGUCUCCACCAGGUGAGAAGGUCCCUGCAGAAGAGGCUCCAGAGAAAAUUAAGUCUCCUUCAGCUGAGGCGGCCUCUGCAGAAGAGGCCCCAGUGAAAGUUAAGUCUCCACCAGGUGAGAAGGUCCCUGCAGAAGAGGCUCCAGAGAAAAUUAAGUCUCCAUCAGCUGAGGCGGCCUCUGCAGAAGAGGCCCCAGUGAAAGUUAAGUCUCCACCAGCUGAGAAGGUCCCUGCACAAGAGUCUCCAGAUAAAGUUAAGUCUCCACCAGCUGAGGCGGCCUCUGCAGAAGAGCCCCCAGUGAAUGUUAAGUCUCCACCUACUGAGAAAGUCCCUGCAGAAGAGGCCCCAGUGAAAGUUAAGUCUCCACCAGCUGAGGCGGCCUCUGCAGAAGAGGUCCCAGGGAAAGUUCAAUCUCCACCAGCUGAGAAGGUCCCUGCAGAAGAGGCCCCAGUGAAAGUUAAGUCUCCACCAGCUGAAGUGGCCUCUGCAGAAGAGGUUCCAGUGAAAAUUAAGUCUCUAUCAGCUGAGCACGCCCCAACUGAAAAGAUCGCUGCUGAACUUCAUCGUCCACCAACUGAAGAAACGACUUCAGAAAUGGUCUCUGUUGCUACAAAACUUUCAUCUUCUGAAGAGGCCAAUAUUUCAAAUAUCUCUUCAAAACACUCCAUUGAUGAAGUUCAGUCUCCACCAUCUACAACACCUUCUGCAGAUGAGGCUCUGGUAGAGAGUGUAUCUACUGAAUUUCAAUCUUCCAUAACAAUAGAUGUUCCGGAAUUAGUAACUUUAAAAGACAAUCCAAAAUUUGAAGGGCCUUUUCCAUUGCCUGUUGUUCCUGAAUAG